Molecule: messenger RNA, 978 nt
Organism: Linum tenue
Lineage: Eukaryota; Viridiplantae; Streptophyta; Magnoliopsida; Malpighiales; Linaceae
Source: the annotation of a GenBank genome assembly
AUGAACGACGAUGCACUUGUUCCACCAAAGGAAAAGGCGGCGGUGUUUUGGCAUGACAUCGACAUGCAGUGGAUGGAAGCUGGAUUCUGGUGCCUGGAUCUGCACGCGAAAUCCAUCGAUGCAUUCAACUCCCGAUUCCAGCCGCGAACCGACGACAUUCUCCUGGCGUCCAUCCCCAAGACGGGAACAACGUGGCUCAUGGCUCUCUGCCACAGCAUCCUCCACCGCCACGUGGACGAAGACGACGACGCCCUGACGAGGUUGAACCCGCACGAGGUGGUCCCCACCCUCGACGCCUUCUUCCUCGCCGACCAGAUCCAGGAGAUGCUGCUGCUCGAACCGGCGGCCGGUCCCGGCCGUCGGACCAACCGGCGUCUGUUCCACACCCACGUGCCUUCCAGCUCCCUGCCCGAGGCCGUGAAGGACUCCGGGUGCAAGGUCGUGUACGUGGCGCGGAACCCGAAGGACACGGUGGUGUCGAUGUGGCAUUUCUACAACGUGUUCUUCAAGAGCGACGCCGGCGGUAUGUUCCCGCUGGAGAGAGUGGUGGAGAGCUUCUGCAGUGGGGUGAUGCCCUACGGGCCGUUCUACGAGCACGUGGUGGGAUACUGGGAAGAGAGCCGGAAGCGGCCCGAGGAGGUGUUGUUUCUCAGGUACGAGGAGCUCUGCCGAGAACCCCACGAGCAGGUCAGGAAGCUGGCUUCGUUUCUGGGGGAGCCGUUUACCCCGGAUGGAGGAGACCUGGGCGAUGCGGAGCUCGAUAAGGUGCUGUGGAGGAGCAGCAUCGGCAGGCUCCGGAAUCUGGAGGUUAACAAAAGUGGCGUCUGGGAGCUGCCCAACAUGCCCAAAAGUGCUUUGUUCAGGAAAGGAUCCGUGGGGGACUGGAAGAACUACUUGACGUCCGAGAUGGCUCAACGCAUUGACCAGCUCACACGACUCAAACUAGAGGGAACCGGACUUUCUCUUGACGAAUUAUGA